AGCAAAUUCACGAUAGGUUGUGUUUAAUCAGGUGAUUAUUAGCAUAAAACAUCGACGAGCAUUAUCACCAUAUUGUUAGGUACAUAAGUUACUAUUUUGCGCUUUCGUGCAAGAAUCCUCAGUAAUGCUUAGACUGUGGUGAUCGAUAGGCUAGUCGGUGACAUAACAGAUAUCCGUGCAAAUAUGGCUCACCAUCUCUUACCAUUAAUUAGACAGACGUUUGUAAUGACGUCGGCGAUUUUCCAAACACUAGUGUGUGGGCUAAUCCUGGGGUUCCCCACCAUAUUAUUUGCUGCGCUAACUCAACCCGACUCUGAUAUUAAAGUUGAUGAAAACACCGCGACCACGAUUGUGGCCAUCCGCGGAAUCGGAUUUUUCACGUUCUCCAUACUGAUUUUCGUGGUGCUACAGAAGAUCGGAAGAAGACGCACUCAGAUCCUGAGUGUGCUGCCCGGCAUCGUGGGCUGGAUCCUGUGCUACUUCGCACACUCCGCCCUCCAGCUCAUGGUCAUGCACGUCAUGCUAGGCCUCCACCUGGGAGCGGCCCUGUCUGUCGUCACCAUGGUCAUCGGAGAAUACUCGUCACCAAGAUACAGGGGAGUAUUCUUAAUGGUAAAAACUGCAUUCAUUGCAUCUGGAGUGGCAACUGUGCACAUUCUAGGAGCAUACUUUCAUUGGAGAAUUGUAGCACUGAUGGCUCUGAUUCCUAACGUGCUGAGUCUUGCUAUAGCACCGUUUUGGCCGGAGAGUCCCUAUUGGUUGGCGAGUGUCGGAAGAUUUGAUGAAUGUAUCGCAGCUUUUUACUGGUUAAGGGGGAAAGGAGCAGAAGACCAAGAGGAGCUGGAUGACUUGCUGAAUAAACAUAAAGAGAGGAUUGCCGCAGAGGGCACCAAUCAAGGCAUAAUAAGGUCUAUAAUGAGACACUUAAUGUAUUUGAAGAAUAGAGACUUUUUAAAACUUGUGCUUUUGGUGAUGAUGAUGAACAACCUCGUAGAAUUCAGCGGCCGAUAUGUGCUGAACACAUAUUCGAUAUCAAUACUGCAAACAAUAACUGACAGCCAGGAUAUGGCCUAUAAGAUUACAAUCUUUCUAGAUUUAUUAACUCUAGUCUUAAGUUUUGCUACAGCUAUUCUUGUAAAAGUGAUGAAGCGCAGAACUAUAUUGUUUAGCACAAGUUUAAUGAGUAUGGUAUGUUUGUUCAUCUGUUCUUUGCUCUUGUAUUUGAAGACGCAUAAUAUGAUUCCGUCGUACUUUAAAUGGGUGGCCAUUAUAAUUUAUUCAGUAUACAUAGCAGCUAUGAGCAUUGGAGUUCUGCCGAUAGUCAUUGGAUAUUUUGGAGAAAUAUUUCCAGUUCUGUACAAGCCUUUAGCUGGUAUGCUGGUGGGUGCGUAUGGUGUGGCUUUGAACUCAUUUAUGAACAAAGUGACGCCGCCGCUGAUGACCGGGUUGGGACCCCACGGCACGUUUCUUGUCUUCGCAAUUAGCAUGUUCCUAUGCCUUUGCUUCUUGUAUCCCAAUUUACCAGAAACCAAAGACAGGACGUUGCAAGACAUUGAAAAUAAAUGGGAAGUAGAAUGUGGUAAAACAAAAAAUACAAAAAGACAUUCCGUGAAUACCGAAAUGGUAUUAUUAAGUAAAAAAAAUAUUGGUCAACCUUGAAUGGCAGCACAUAUACGUUUCGUUCCUCUACAACGGUAAAUCGUGUAAAUAUAAAAAACCGGGUUAACAGAGAUCUCCUAGGUUUGAAGGCCAAAGAGCUGAAACUCUACAAGGUAAACUGAUAGACAAACAUACAGACUACAGAAGGUUGGUAGUACCACGGAUCAUCAAAACUAUGUAUUAUUGUGAAACAUAGUAGUGUGUAAAGUGCAUGUAAAAAUGAUUUUUAUGUAUUGAUAUUUUAGAAUUAAGAAAAUAUGCAAAUUAUUUCCUGCUUCAUACCAAAUGAUUAUUACUAGUAACAUAGAAAAUUUACAAUUACAAAUCGAGUCAAAGACAUUUACAAAUGCAAAAACCUAUUUUAGAAUUAUAGAUUAGUGUAGUAGCUUACCUAAGUUAGAAUUGUAUUAUAGCAUAAAAUUAAAUUGAUAAGUAUUAAAAUUA
Messenger RNA from Plutella xylostella (diamondback moth), 2103 nucleotides. Its product is annotated as facilitated trehalose transporter Tret1. Gene Ontology annotation, cellular component: membrane. Lineage: Eukaryota; Metazoa; Arthropoda; Insecta; Lepidoptera; Plutellidae. The record is from RefSeq and is a predicted model, not a curated record. Gene Ontology annotation, molecular function: transmembrane transporter activity. Gene Ontology annotation, biological process: transmembrane transport.